Paramecium primaurelia is the source of this 1503-nucleotide messenger RNA. The record is from the annotation of a GenBank genome assembly. NCBI's taxonomy places the organism in Eukaryota, Ciliophora, Oligohymenophorea, Peniculida, Parameciidae.
AAUGUUUGUCAAGCUUUUUAGUCAUUUCUAAUAAUUAUAUGAAAACUUUAAUCCAUCAUAUUUCAUUAUUGCUGUGGUUGCUUUUUCAUAGGGAGUUCAACAUUUAGCUGAUUUAUCAAUAAACUUUAUGCUUAAAGAUGAUUUUGGUUUAUCACCUGCUAUGAUGGGAUUGUAUUUGAGUUAUACAACUAUUCCUUGGAUUGUCAAACCUUUUUGGGGACUUAUAACUGAUUCAAAGCCUUUAUUUGGAUAUAGAAGAAAAUCUUAUAUAAUUUUGUUUAGUACUAUUGAUGCUUUAGGAUGGGUUGCCUUAUAUAAAUAUGGAACAAAUAGUUUACAUUCUGCUUUAUUGAUAUUGUUUCUCAUUCAAUUAUCAACGUGCUUUGUAAAUGUAGUGGGAGAGGCUAUUUUAGUUGAGGUAGCAGCAAAAUAAGAAUAAAAGUAAACCAAUUUUUAACAUGGAGCAUCAAAAAACGUUUCUAUCUUUUUUGGAGUUAGAGCUUUUGGAACUCUGAUAAGUGCUUUCUUUUCAGGUGCUUUAUUACACAUAUUUACAAAAUAAGAAAUAUUUUUGAUGACUUCAGCAUUUCCAGCUGCUUUAAUGAUGAUUUCUUUCUUUUAUACUGAAGAAAAAGUGAAUUUAAGAGGUUUGAGUUAGGAUGAUAGAAGAAAUAACACUAUGCAAUGUAUUAAGGACUUUUGGAUAUUUUUCAAAAAUCCGUUGAUUUACAAGUAUAAUAUAAUUAAAUAAAAGACCAGUGGCAUUAAUAUUUUGUUUUAUGAUGGCACCAUCCAGUUCAACUAUCAUGUUCUUUUUCUAUACAUCAGUAUUAGGAUUUGAACCAUCCUUUUUAGGUUAGCUAAAAUUUGUAUAUGCCUUUUCAACAAUCUUAGGAGUUCUAUUAUAUAAUAAUUAUUUGAAAGAUGUUUCAUUUAAGAAAAUCUUCAUUACAACAACGAUUUUAUAUUAUUUUUGUUAUCAAUCAAUGAUUAUAUUGGUAACUAGAAAAAAUGUAGAAUGGAAUAUAAAUGAUAGAUUCUUUUGUUUAGGAGAUUCUAUAAUGUUAUAAUUAGUAGGAGAAUUAAAUAUUAUGCCAAUAUUAGUCUUAGCAUGUAGAAUGUGUCCUAAGAAUAUAGAAGCAACUAUGUAUGCUAUGUUGAUGAGUACUAUUAAUUUUGGUAUCUUAUUAAUUUAUUCAUUUUAUAGGAUCAACUUUGGGAUCUUAAUUUGGAGCAAUCUUUCUAAUUGCACUUGGAGUUAAUUAAAAUGAUUAUUCUAGACUUUGGUUGUUUAUUGUAAUUACUGGAGUUUUCAUUCUUCUUCCAUUGCCAUGGGUUGGUGUUGUUAAGGAAGAUUAAAUAUUAAAAACUAUGGAUAAAUAAAAAUUAGCUAAAAAGUAAUAAUAAAAGGAUUUUGAAUCCUUAUCUGUAUCAUCAAGCAAUCUCAGAUAAGAAGAUGAUUAAUAAUAAUUACUGCCUUAAAAUCAAUAAAUUACCGAUUGA